CUUGCCUCCUCGGUUCUUGCCUUUGAUUGCUCCUCCAAGGAAUUGCCUUCAGAUUUGAGUUUUGAUAAACUAAAAGGUUUACACCAGUUUUCCAUCACAAACGACACACCUCCUUCUUUCUCUAACUUCACUUGGUUCAUAAACAUUUGUGGCUCAAUUGACAUUCCAAAAGAUGCCACCGGCGACAACUUGUUAUCUCAUUGUCCCAAGAAUUCUCAAAUCUGCGGUAUAAAACAGAUUUCUUUGCCUGGCAAAAAUCCUUUAGAGACUGAAAUAAUUUCCUUCCCAGAUUCAAUCACCCCAAAUUAUAAGUUCAAUAACGAUAAUAGUAACAAGAACGACGAUGUUGAUAGCAACAAAAAUCUAACUCUUAGCUUACGUGGUGCCUCGUGGGGUUCAAAUUCAAUAAAUUCGAAUUUAAAUUUCAUUUGCUCAAAGAAUAUAGAUGAUUCAAAAGAUUCUGAUAAUAUCAAAAUUACUUGGGAUUACCACAAUUUAAACAUAAACUGGAAAACAUCGGUCGCGUGUUUUAAUUCCAAAAAUAAUGGAGGUGGUGAUAAUAACGAUAAAGAUAAAGAUAAAGAUAAAAACGGUUCAGAUAAUAAUGAUGAUGAUAAAUCUUGGGGUUGGUUUACCUGGACCUUCAUUUUCUUAGUUCUAUUAUUUGCUGCUUAUAUAAUCGGUGGUGCAUGGUUAACCAUUUCAAGAAGAGGAGGCUACCCGACGGAUUUAAGUGAUGCAUUCCAUGAAAUUGUUGAUACAAUGGUUGAGUUAGCUAAAGAACUACCUUCAUUUGCAAUUGAAGUCAUUUCAAAAUUCUUUGGCGGUAGAAGAGGUGGUUAUAGUGCGGUUUAA
Messenger RNA from Ascoidea rubescens DSM 1968, 855 nucleotides. It is a transcript of the gene ATG27, whose product is annotated as Atg27p. The transcript has a single exon. The record is from RefSeq and is a predicted model, not a curated record. NCBI's taxonomy places the organism in Eukaryota, Fungi, Ascomycota, Saccharomycetes, Ascoideales, Ascoideaceae. The annotation marks the transcript as partial.